Messenger RNA from Haliotis rufescens (red abalone), 1105 nucleotides. RefSeq lists its product as uncharacterized. The record is from RefSeq and is a predicted model, not a curated record. Bases 150 to 926 code for a protein of 258 amino acids. NCBI's taxonomy places the organism in Eukaryota, Metazoa, Mollusca, Gastropoda, Lepetellida, Haliotidae. The transcript is spliced from 2 exons.
ACAAUAAUCAAAGACACACCGAGUCAUGUUUAAUUUUAACAUUAAACAGCAGAGGGUAUAUAUAAGUCGAAUUGGCUCGGUAUUUCACAAAGUUGUAUAACCAGUACUUGGAGGCACUGCAUAUUUUGACUCACAAAACUAGAUACAACAUGGGAAUGACCGACUUUGAUGCUGUUAUCAGAGAGUGGGCCGGACGCCAGGCCCGCACAGUGGGUAACACACAUGGCCCCAGUGAAAACAUCCCCAUGGAGAUCGACUGGAGCAAGGUGAGGCAGUCGACUGUCAAGACAACUUUUACCACCCCUGUCCAUCAACAGCAGGGGUGUGUUACACCUAGAUCUCAGAUCGUCUUCACCUCCAACUACGACAACAACACCGACGAAGUCCAGAACCACACCUUCCAGAUGGACCGGACGACGGAGGCCACGGUAAAGACAUUUGUCACAAAGGGCUUCUCAAAGAACGGAAACGUCGGCAUCCACAUUGACGUCCCUCAGGUUGUCUCUGACAUGACCGGCGUCUUCGGUAGCGACAUCGUCGUCGCCAGUGAGGACCAGAGCUCGGUGAAGCACGCCGUCUCCUGGGGGCUUAACUCCACGGUGAAGGCUCAGCCGAAAAAGAGAACCAUUGCUGAACUGCGUAUCACGGAGAUUGAACAUCACUGCACAUUUGAAGCAGAGGUCAACAUCCGCGGUCGUGUCUUCGUCAGGGUCAACAACGGCGGCUCCACGCAGGUGGUUGAGGGCGACAUUGCCACUAUCCUAAAGGAUGAGCUCAGUGACGCGGCAGCACGGAAUGAUGGCAUGGUGUCCAUCCAGGGAAAAAAGGUCACCUGGAAGGUCGCCGGUGGACUGCGGUUCAAGUUCGGAGUGUCUCAGGACGUCAAGGUGAAGAGCGUUAAAUUGCCACCACAGCUGCCGUGCUAGGACUUUGACCUUUGUCAGUUCAAGCUAGUAAUGUCAUAUCUUCUUCAUGUGAUUACAAUAAUGUACGUACUGUUAAGAACGCCAUUGUCAGACAUGCAGUCCCAAGGAAGACAUGUGAAGCGUGUGUCUGAGGAAAUAUUUACCUUAACUUGCCUUGUGUCUUUUUUUUCGUUUUUAAA